This is a messenger RNA of Chaetura pelagica (chimney swift), 675 nucleotides long. RefSeq names its product phosphatidylethanolamine binding protein 1 (gene PEBP1). The coding region runs from base 40 to 603 and encodes 187 amino acids. The transcript is spliced from 4 exons. Gene Ontology annotation, biological process: negative regulation of MAPK cascade. The record is from RefSeq and is a predicted model, not a curated record. NCBI's taxonomy places the organism in Eukaryota, Metazoa, Chordata, Aves, Apodiformes, Apodidae.
GCGGGCAGGGCGCGGGGGGCAGAGCGCGGCGCGGCGGCCAUGCCGGUGGAUCUGGCGCUGUGGGGCGGCCCGCUCGGCCUCACCGACGUGGAGCAGAAACCGGCGCACCCGCUGCGCGUCAAGUACGGCUCCGUGGAGAUAGACGAGCUGGGCAAGGUGCUGACGCCCACUCAGGUUCAGCAUCGCCCCACCAGCAUCGAGUGGGAUGGCUGUGACCCCCAGAAGCUCUACACCCUGGUUCUCACCGACCCAGAUGCUCCCAGCAGGAAGGACCCCAAGUUCAGGGAAUGGCACCACUUCCUGGUGACCAACAUGAAAGGCAACGAUGUGGGGAGUGGGACUGUGCUGUCAGAUUACGUCGGGUCCGGCCCUCCCAAGGGAACAGGGCUGCACCGCUACGUGUGGCUGGUGUACGAGCAGCCCAAGCAGCUGAGCUGCAACGAGCCCAUCCUCUCCAAUCGCUCUGGGGACAAACGAGGGAAGUUCAAGGUGGCUUCAUUCCGCAGCAAGUACGAGCUGGGGGUGCCAGUGGCUGGCACCUGCUACCAGGCAGAGUGGGAUGACUACGUGCCCAAGCUCUACGAGCAGCUCUCAGGGAAGUAGGGCCCAGGGAGGUGGUGAAGCACUGUGUCACACCCCCUGCAGACCAUGUCCCUCUUAGUUUUGUCUGUGAUU